UUUCUCUCUGUUCCUCUUCGUCUUUUUCGUCCACUGCAACACUGUGCCCUCUGUGUCGUUCGUUACUCUCUCACGAAGCCUUCGUCAAUGGCGAACAACAACGCAUUUUGAGCUUCCGAGUCAAACUAGCUCACUGAGUCAAACCACCGAGUCGAGCACGCGUUGUGAUCUUCCACUAUGUUGGACAGUGUACUCGGCAAAGGCUUCGCCGCCAAAUGCAAGUCGUUGAUCAAAUUGACUAAGAGCCGGAUCGAUGUGAUAAGGAGGAAGAGGAAGGCGACAGAGAAGUUUCUCAAGAAAGAUAUUGCUGAUCUGCUACUCGAUGGUCUAGAUACCAAUGCCUAUGGAAGGGCUGAAGGACUCGUGGUUGAGCUGACGCUGUCGUCUUGUUAUGGAUUUGUUGAGAAAGCAUGUGAGUUGGUGUUGAAGCACCUUUCAGUGAUGCAGAAGCUCAGCGGCUGCCCUGAGGAAUGUAGAGUAGCAGUAUCGUCUCUAAUGUUUGCUGCUGCAAGAUUUUCUGAUUUACCUGAGUUACGUGACCUUAGGAAAAUAUUUCAGGAGAGAUAUGGAAAUUCCUUUGAAUGUCAUGUGAAUCAAGAGUUUGCUGCAAAUUUAAACUCCAAUUCUUCUACAUUGGAGAAGAAAAUCUGCUUGAUGGAGGGAAUUGCAUCAGAGUUUUCAAUAAACUGGGAUUCCAAUGCUUUUAAACUGAGGAUGUUGAAGUCCUCUUCAUUCGCACAGGAUCAUACCCAAAAGGGAGUAAAUAAUGAUGUUUUGUUAGAGAAAAGUCCUGACCAUGCCAAUGUUGGGUACAAAUUUCAGAAUGGCAAGGAAGCGAUUAUCUUAAACAAAGAUGAUCAUAAUCUUCAGUCUAAGCCUAUGAUCCCUGGAAAUGUAUUCAAGCCACUGAAUGGUUUUGAACUUCUUCGGAAAAGGGAUGGCCAUGAUAAUCCAUUGACAGGAAGGCAAGAGGUUACUGCCAAGAAGAGUGAUGGUGCCCAUUGGAAAGAGGGUAGUAUGCUAAAGCCACUGAAUGGUUUUGAACUCCUUCGGAAAAGGGAUGGCCAUGAUAAUCCAUUGAUAGGAAGGCAAGAGGUUACUGCCAAGCAGAGUGAUGGUGCCCAUUGGAAAGAGGGUAGUAUGCUAAAACCAACUGGACGUUCAUCUCAGGAGAAAACAGUGGAAAAUUUGGAAGUUGGCUCCAAGAUGCACGAUAGUUGCCUUCUGAGAGAAACCCUGGACUCUACAACAACUAGGAAGUCUCCUAGUCAUACAUGUUUCAGGAGUAAUGUGAACGAGUCAUUUGCUGUUAAUCAUGUUGGCCUACCUGAUACUGAUAAUUCUGAGAGAAAAGUUCAAAAGGAGAAAAUGCCCACACUAAAGCCUUGCUACAGUAAUGGUAUUCCAUCUGAUAUUGAUAAAUCUGAGAGUAUAGUUCAAAAGGAUAAAACACCUACACCAAAGCCUUGCUACGGUAAUGGCAUUCCACCUCCAUACUUUAAAUCUAAUUCGAAGCAGCAGAGUAGCAACUGCAUUCCGCCUCCAUAUGUUAAAUCUAAUUCUAAGCAGCAGAGCAGCACACGAGGAACUGAUGUAGUGGUAUCUUCACAUAUUGACAGUGGUGCCAUCUCAACAUAUUAUUCAGCAAAUGAAAAGCCUGACCCUACUUCUGUGUCAGAGAGGAUCCAUAUAGGUUUUGAUAAAUCUUACCAGGAUGAGCAGGCCAGUAAACAUGAGAAUCUGAGCAAACAGGGUCAUGAAAAGGAAUACUCCAUUUGUGAAGAUGCUAAAGAAGUCCGUUUGGCAAAACCAAAAUCUACGAGGAGGAAGCACUCAAGGUCACGAUCUAAACACUAUGAUGCCGCUAAUGAAGAUACUGCAAUUGUGAGAAAAUCAAGGAGCAGAAGCAGGAGAAGAGAUGAAUCAAGAAGUGGGUUCCAAAUGCUGUUUGAUGAUGAGCGGCAUCAAAAUGCCGAGGAAAAGAUAAUAGAUAAAUUACUUAGCCAUUAUAGCAGAAAACCAUCCAUUCUAGUGCCUGAAAAGGUUAGAAAAAAGCCAAACAGUGACCAUGCACAUCUAAUGGAUAACUCAACCAAGGAAUUACUGCAGAAUAGAAUCAGUGAUGGAUCUGAUAAGCCACCAGAGAUGGCUACUCUUGCACUGCGAUCAGUUUCUCUUCCUCGUGAACAACCUAGAGCAGUUGAAGUUAAGAAAGAAUUUACCCGUGCAGCUUCUUUUCAGCCAGAUACAUCAAAGGACGCUCAGCAUGUGCAUCCCAAAUUACCCGACUAUGAUGAUUUGGCCGCAAGGUUUGCAGCCUUGAGAGGAAAGUAAAGGAUAGAAACACAAUGAACAAAUGCUCCUCUUUUAUCAGCAUGUUUGCACUCGUUAUAAUCUUGGUGCUUUAACCUCAUAUUGUUAGUGCCUACCUGCUAUUGUUGAAGAUUGCAUGGUGAUGCUUUUAUUGCAAGUUGCUAUCUACUUCGGAGCUGUCCAAGUCAUCAUAGAUGGUCCUGUCUGUGCUGUUUUUUUUGGUCAAAUCCUGUCUGCGGUUUGACAAUAGUAAAUCUUCCAUCUUCAUACUGAUGCCACUAGAGGUUGUUACACGGAACUUUGAUUCAAAUUUUGCCUUAUGAUAGUAAAUAAGUUUGUAAUAAAAAUUGAUGAUUUCCUCACUCUCUUUGGUUUGAUGAUAAAAUAUGUUGAGAAUGGCACUAUAUGUUUUCAGAGCU
Molecule: messenger RNA, 2732 nt
Organism: Lotus japonicus
Lineage: Eukaryota; Viridiplantae; Streptophyta; Magnoliopsida; Fabales; Fabaceae
Exons: 6
Coding region: 178-2334 (718 amino acids)
Biological process (GO): protein transport
Source: RefSeq, a predicted model, not a curated record